CAUGAAUAAACAAAAGCAAAACCCCCUGAAAGCCCAUUUUUCCUCUCGAGCAAUUCAUACCAUAAUUUCCAGAAAUCCUUUUACUCUUCUUCUCUCCCCCGUGAUUCUUCAUCUCUCUUCUCCUUCAAUCUUCCAUCCCAGAGCCAUGAUUUUCGUCGAUGGAAUACCCUUCACCGUCGAAUCAUCCUCGUCAAAUAAGAUCACAAGCUUUAGGCAUCCGGCAGCCCAUGCUUGGACAAAGUUGUAUUUGUUUAACCAUUCAGAAAGAACUGUGUUUCUGAGCAGGGAGCUGAUGUGCUGUAUGCUUUAAUGGAGUGUCCUUUUCUUGUUGAUGCCACAAAAUCAUUCAAGAGUAUUCCAGAGAUGAGGUUCACAGAUUCUGAACAGUUUGGUGUGGAGAGAUCAACAAUUUGUAAAUGGGUUUAUGUGUUUCAGAAAGAAUAUGCCACAGUAGAUCCUGCCUUGGUGGAUUUCGUUGGCACUGAUGAAGCAACAACUUGUGUGGGCGUAGCUUUUCGGAAUCGAAGAAACGGAAUGACAUCGGUUGCUCAUAUAGAUUUUCCAAACAUCAUAGAAAACGCCGUCUCGCAGAUGUUAUCCUUAGUUGUCGAUCCCUCUUCUGAUGCCGAGUUAGAUGUUCAUUUAGUUGGAGGCUUUGAAGAUGUUCUACUCAAAGAAAGUAAUGAUAUCACCGAGUUGGAAGAUCGUAAAAAGACAGAGGGUUAUUCAUUUCCGCUGUGUAACAAAAUUAUCGAGCGUUUAUGGACAAGACCGGAGACAUUUCAUCUUCAGACUCUUUGUGUUCUUCAUCACAACACUCGGAGGGACUCUAAAGGGAAUGCUUACCCCAUCUUCAGUGGAUUCUCGGUGAAAACUUCCGAUGGAUCUGUGUUCCCUGCUAGCUUUGACAGUACUUCAAGAUGUCCAGAUGAAGUUAUUCGGAGAAUUCGACUAUCUUCCUCGUACGAGGAUCCAAGUUUGAAGGGCAGACUGCUGGAGACAUACGAAACUCAUACCGAUCAGUUCAAAAUCGAACCAUGCUGCUGGUCGCCAUGGAAACGAUACAUGGCUCUGUCUCUGCAACAGCUUUCCGAUGCCGAAAUCCUUCAAUCGUGUUCUACCUCCCCUUCUGCAGAAGCACCAGACUUUGUGGAAAAUUCAAGAAGGCAGUGGGCUUAUUUAGUGGAACACCCAGAUUGGAAAGAAAGCUUCCCAAAGAAGAAGCCAAGAAUUUUUAGAAGGGCUGCUGAUGGGAAAUGGGAAAGGAGCUUUAACUGACUUCUUCUCUGCUGUUAUCUUUAUGUGAAUCCUUUUAGUUCUGUUAUUUUAUAUUAAUGGCCAACAUUGUUUAACAUAUUUCCAUUUCAAACCGAAGGGAGUUCGAUGAUUUGAAAGGCU
This is a messenger RNA of Cucurbita maxima (winter squash), 1398 nucleotides long. Its product is annotated as protein N-terminal asparagine amidohydrolase. The coding region runs from base 310 to 1278 and encodes 322 amino acids. NCBI's taxonomy places the organism in Eukaryota, Viridiplantae, Streptophyta, Magnoliopsida, Cucurbitales, Cucurbitaceae. The transcript has 9 exons. The record is from RefSeq and is a predicted model, not a curated record. Gene Ontology annotation, biological process: ubiquitin-dependent protein catabolic process. Gene Ontology annotation, cellular component: nucleus. Gene Ontology annotation, molecular function: protein-N-terminal asparagine amidohydrolase activity.